AUGGCCGCCCGAAUAGCUGCGCGGCUGCUAAGGGGCAAAGGACCUGACGUGGCAUUCGCAGCAGCAGCAAGCGGAAAUGCAGCCGAGGGUGUUUCCGCAGGCUCGGAAGGUGCAGUAGGUUCGGCAAGCGCAGCCUCGGAAAGCGGAAAUCCAGCCUCAGGAGCGGAUGUAGCAGCGGGGGAGGUGAUCGGCGCGGGGGAAGAAGCGGGGGAGGCGGAGUGGGGAACGUACCGCGACAGGCGCGUGGCGGUGCGGAGCUUCAGCGGGGAGGCGCGCGGAGAGGCGGUGCUGGACGGGACUAUAUUCGACGUGCCUGUACGGAGAGACAUCGUGCACCGCGUGGUGCUCUGGCAGCUCGCGAAGCGCCGCCAGGUGCGGCGGAGAGGAGUGCGGGGGAUUGGGUGGGAGGAAGAGGAGUACAGUGUUUGGGGAGGGGGGAGGCGAAGAGAGGGGACGAGGGUAGGGGCGGAGAGGAUGGAGUGGGUGGUGAAUUGCAUUGGCACGCACAGCACGAAGCGGGCGUGCGAGGUGCGCGGGUCGUCCAGCAAGCCUCAUCGCCUCGUCCUCACCCUCUCACUCCCCACAUUGUCCGUACACGCCCCCUCCCCCACCCGCGCAGGGCACGCACAGCACGAAGCGCGCGUGCGAGGUGCGGGGGUCGUCCAGCAAGCCAUGGAAGCAGAAGGGCACGGGGCGCGCCCGACACGGGUCCCGCCGGGGGCCGCAGUUCCGGGGCGGAGUCACCAUGCACGGCCCCUGGCCACCUCUCCUUGCCAGGCCAAUGCACCCACUCACUCAAUCACCCCCCCUCCCCCACCACUUACCCCCCCCCACCAGUUCCGCGGUGGAGCCGCCAUGCACGGCCCCAAGCCGCGCUCGCACGCCUUCUCGCUCAACAAGAAGGUCCGCGCACUCGGGCUCAAGGCAGCGCUGUCGGCGCGGCUGAGGGAAGGACAGCUGGUCCUAUACUCUGAUUUGGAUCCGGGCAGCCCGAAAACGAAAGACAUGGCGCAGCACAUUGCCACGGCGUUCCCUGAGUCAAAGAAGAUCCUUUUCGUCGACGGUUCGCAACGGGCAGAUGAAACUUUGCUGCGGGCAUCUGGGAACCUGCACUAUGUGAAUGUUCUGCCAGUUGUGGGUAUGAGUGUGUACAGCAUAGUGCGGCAUGAUGCACUUGUAGUUCCUCCGUGUCUCAUCCUUCCGUUACACCAUGUGUGCCCAUCAACCCUCCCACCAGAGUCUGAACGUGAGCAGCAUAGUGCAGCACGAGACCCUCGUGCCAUCGGUCUGAACGUGUACAGCAUUGUGCAGCAUGAUGCCCUUGUGCUCUCGCUGCCGGCCCUGCAAGCCCUGGAGCACCGCCUCCUCUCCGCCAAGCGCCAGGUUCGGCCAGGCCUGGAGGAGAAGCUCUGCGCUGCUGCAACUGCCACGGCCUGA
Messenger RNA from Closterium sp. NIES-65, 1437 nucleotides. NCBI's taxonomy places the organism in Eukaryota, Viridiplantae, Streptophyta, Zygnematophyceae, Desmidiales, Closteriaceae. The record is from the annotation of a GenBank genome assembly.